GCCCCCGCUAGGGCGCUGUUUUUGCUACUGAUCUGCGGGUGUCGUCGCCAUGAUCGGCUCGGGCUCGUUUUCGCUGAUGAAGCCCUGGCUGGGCUGGCUUUCCGCCUCCGCCUCUCUGGCUGUGCUGGUUACGCUGGGGACGGCGGCGGCGGCUUGGUACUGGCGCUGGAGGGACCGCCGAAGGCUGCUGCGGCUGAAGCAGGUGGGGACGGUGUCUGGGCUUUUCAUCUACCCGAUCAAGUCCUGCCGGGGCAUCGCCGUGCAGCAGGCCGAAGUGGCGAAGCUGGGGCUCCGGAAUGGCGACCUGCGCGACAGGUCUUGGCUUGUGAUAAAGGAAGAUGGACAUAUGGUGACUGCUCGACAAGAGCCUCUGCUAGUAUUGAUCUCUAUCACCAACCAAAAUGGCUAUUUGAUUCUGAGUGCUCCAGAAAUGAAGGACUGUCAUGUUUCAGUCAAACUACCAACCAAAAAUCCAGUACGGAAUUGCAGACUAUUUGGCUUUGAUGUUCAAGGCAGAGAUUGUGGAGAAGAUGUUGCUCAAUGGAUUACAGCCUACCUAAAGUCAGAACCGUACCGUUUGGUUUGUUUUGAACCAAAUAUGCUUCCAAGGAAUUCAAAAGAUUUAAUGGAACCUUUUCGUCCCACUGAUAAGAUUGCUUAUUCUGACUGUAGCCCUGUCAUGCUCCUCUCCGAAGCUUCUUUAGAAGAGCUUAAUUCCAGAUUGGAGAAGAAAGUUCAAGUACAUAACUUCAGGCCAAGCAUUUUGGUCACUGGUUGUGGUCCUCAUGAGGAGGACACCUGGAAUGAUAUUAUAAUUGGAAGUGUACAAAUGAAAGGGCAAAUGGCCUGUCCCAGGUGUAUUUUAACGACUGUUGAUCCAGAUACUGGCAUCAUAGACAGAAAAGAGCCUCUUAAUACUUUGAAAAGUUACCGUUUGUGUGAUCCUUCUGAAAAGAAUUUAUACAAAUCACACCCUCUCUUUGGGUGGUACUUCGGAGUUGAUAAAACAGGAACACUUAAGGUUGGAGAUCAUGUUUACAAGAUAAUGUGGUGAUAUAAAUUCCCAAAUGGAAAUGCAUUUUUGAUGUGUUUUAAAUAUCUUUUUUGAAGCUGCUAUCUUUCUUAUGAAAAUUUUCUAUCUUUCAUCUAGGAAUACUUUGUGUAACAUUUUAAAUGCAAUUGUAUUGGUAUAAAGAAAUGAUUUUCUGCUUUCUAGAAUGGAGCAUGUUGUUACAUGCUCCAAAUAAAUGGAGCUGACUUUUUGUACAUAAUAGAUACAAAAUUGAGUCAAAAAUACUGUCAGAAUUCAACUUUAUACAGUAUUAAGACAUAGAGAUGAUGGAAAGCUUGUGAGAGGUAAAACCAAGUAUGAGCCAUCAGUGUGAUGUGGCUGCAAAGAAGGCAAAUGCAAUUUUGGACUACAUCAAGCAGAAGUAUAAUUUCCAAAUCAUGGGAGGUAAUCAGUCCACUCUAUUUCUUUUUGGCUGAGUGUUGUGUCUGGUUCUGAGCAGCACACUUUAAGGUUUCAGAGAAGUUGAAACAAGUUCAGAGAAGGUCUGCAAAGAUGAUCAUGGGACUAGAAUCUGAGGUUUUUGAAGAGAGAUUGAAGGAGCUGGUAUGAUUACCUUGAGAAAAGAUGGUUGAGGGUGAUAUAAUAACCCUCUUCAUAUACUUGAAAGGAUGUCACAUGGAAGAAGGUCAAGACCUGUUAACUCUCAUGUGAGUGGAUUUCAUUAGUAAUAACCAAUUUAAGUAACAGGAGGGCAGGUUCCCAUUAAGUAUCAGAAACAUCUUCCUAACAGUAAUAUUGAGGUAUUGAGGUGUCUAUUGUUGUUUACAUCUGCUGCUGUCUCUUUACCUUUAAUUGCAAUUUUUUAAAUUUUCUAGAUAAUAGUUUUUAUAUAUUACUGCUUUAUAUUUUUAUUGUACGCUGCCCAGAGUCAGUUUUUUGUGAGAUGGGCGGCCAUAUAAAUUUGAUGAAUAAAUAAAUAUUAGUUUGAUGGUGGACCCAGUGAACGAGAGGUGGUGGCCACUCAUCUGAUUGAUGUGUUCAUGCAGAGAGCCAUCUGUCUUGAGAUGGUUUAAUUCAGAUUCCAGCACUGAAUAGGGGUUUGGACUUGGUAUGGCCUCAUCUAACUCUCUAAUUUUAUUAUCACAAGUUCCAAAUUCUUCACUGUCAGUUGUUCAUAUUUUUAUAUAUCUUAUUCUAUUACUUGGAACUAAAUUGCAUUGAUUUCAAUAUGAUUUUGUUAUAUGAUAAUGUCAAGUUGGGAUGGGUCUCCUAACUCCUAAUACCUUUUAUAUUAUCAUUCACAAAGAUAGAUAAAAUAUGUAUUGAUAAGCUACUUUAAAUCAUAAUUUGUAUCUCUGAUUUAUUUUUAAGAGAGAAAAUGAUUAACAUUUGUAAUAUAUGCUCUUGCUUAUAAGAAUAUUAACAGGUCACUGAAUGUAAGUGAUAUGGGAAUUACUACCUUUCAAAUAAAAAUAUAAAAUAUACAA
Messenger RNA from Candoia aspera, 2499 nucleotides. It is a transcript of the gene MTARC2, whose product is annotated as mitochondrial amidoxime reducing component 2. The coding region runs from base 50 to 1054 and encodes 334 amino acids. Gene Ontology annotation, biological process: nitrate metabolic process. NCBI's taxonomy places the organism in Eukaryota, Metazoa, Chordata, Lepidosauria, Squamata, Candoiidae. Gene Ontology annotation, molecular function: molybdenum ion binding; molybdopterin cofactor binding; pyridoxal phosphate binding. Gene Ontology annotation, cellular component: mitochondrial inner membrane. The transcript is spliced from 7 exons. The record is from RefSeq and is a predicted model, not a curated record.